Messenger RNA from Drosophila bipectinata, 1541 nucleotides. Lineage: Eukaryota; Metazoa; Arthropoda; Insecta; Diptera; Drosophilidae. The record is from RefSeq and is a predicted model, not a curated record.
CCAGAGUAGACAUCAGUCGAGUUUCCGACGCCACCACGCAUAGAGCUCUAGCCCUGUACCAGUGUCAACAAAUUUUCAUUUAGAAUCUACUGGAGAAAGCCGAUUGAUAAGCCAGCUGCACGCCAUCCAGUCAUUAUUCAGUCACUUUCGAUAGACAAAGCCGAGUAAAUCCCCGACGAAACGGCAUACCAGAGCGAUUUAGUAAACGCUUUUCGUGGAGCUUGCUGGCUGCUACUGCUGCUCUUCCCCAUCCUCGCCCAAGCCCACGCCUCGCCCCCCGGACCCGUCAUGGCAGAUGCCGCCAAGCAGGAGUUCGCCCGCCGUCUGGCCCUCUUCUCCAUCAAUGUGUACGGUAAGCUGGCUGCCCUGAAGCCCGGCGAAAACCUGGUCUUCUCGCCCUUCUCCAUCCAGACGUGCGCGGCGAUGGCCCGUCUGGGGGCAGAUGGCGAGACCGCCGCCCAGCUGGACCAGGGACUGGGCCUGGCCUCCGCCAAUGUGGACCAGAUUGCCAAGAGCUUCAACCAAGUACUGGCCACCUACCAGGACAGUCAGAUCCUGCGCAUUGCCAACAAGAUCUUCGUGAUGGACGGCUACUCGCUGGCUCCCCAGUUCGACCAGCUGCUGAGCAAGGAGUUCCUGUCGGCGGCACAGAAAGUCAACUUCGCCAGCAGCUCCCAGGCGGCGGCCACCAUCAACGGUUGGGUGGAGGAGCGCACCAACCACCUCAUCAAGGACCUGAUUCCGGCCAGUGCUCUGAACGCUGACUCGCGUCUGGUCCUGGUCAAUGCCAUCCAUUUCAAGGGCAACUGGGUUCACCAGUUCCCCAAGUACGCCACGCGGCCAGACACCUUCCACCUGGACAACGAGCGAAGCAUCCAGGUGCCCAUGAUGAGUGUUAAGGAGCGUUUCCGUUACGCCGACCUGCCGUCUCUGAAUGCCGCCGCCCUGGAGCUGCCCUACAAGGACUCGGAUCUGUCCAUGCUGAUAAUCCUGCCCAACAGCAAGACAGGUCUGCCCGCCCUGGAGGAGAAGCUGCGCUCCACCCCGCUGUCGGUGAUAACACAGGCCCUGCAGAAGACGCAGGUGCAGGUCAAGCUUCCCAAGUUCAAGGCGGAGUUCCAAAUCGAACUGUCGGAGGUGUUCCGAAAGCUCGGCAUGACGAGGCUGUUCACCAACGACGCGGAGUUCGACAAGAUGCUGGAGACUCCCGAGCCCCUCCAGGUAUCGGCUAUCAUCCACAAGGCCUUCAUCGACGUCAACGAGGAGGGCACCGAGGCUGCGGCUGCCACUGGUAUUGUAGCCGAUUUUUUAAUGAUGACACCGGAUCCCACGUUCUUCUAUGCCGAGCAUCCAUUCAGCUUUUAUAUUGUCGAUAAGGAACCAAAUGUGGUUUUUGCUGGCAGGCUUCAUCAGCUCUAGGCAGCAGCACCAUACCAAAUAUAAUUUUACUAAAAAUAUGCUCUCUGAAUGAUCUUUUUAUACUUUAAACUCUUUUUGUACUAACCAAGCAUGUAAACCUUUAAUAAAAAGAGAACUGAAUC